GUUUCCCUACAAAAUUCAAAAACAUGUCAGAACCAGAAAAUGGCAUGCAGGAAGAACCACAAUGGCUAGAUUUAAAGCUUCCAGAUUUGCUACAUACUGAUUCAGUUCAAAAACUCCAUGCAUCAAUCCAACAUGAGUGGGAUCCUUUGAGACGAUCAGCAUGCCAAACGGCAGCUGGAAGAGCUCUGUGGAAACACGUGAUCCAUGACCCACUUGCAGACCUGCUAGCAGGAGAAACAUACCUCAGAAACCUUCACGAAAAGAUAAAGAAUGACCAGCUCAACAAUGCUCGGGAAAUUUCAGGAGUACUUCUUGCGGUUCGAACCCUCUGGUUUGAUUCAAAACUUGAAGCUGCACUCCGUUCUUUCAAUGGAGAAGCACAGGUUGUUCUUCUUGGCGCAGGAAUGGAUACAAGGGCAUACCGUCUAAGCUGCUUGAAGGACAGCAGUGUCUUUGAAGUUGAUUUUCCAGAAGUCUUAGGAAUGAAAACAACUCUUCUACAGGCAGCCAUGGAAUCAAUAGAUGAUCAGCAGCGCCCACAAAUGAUAGCAGAAUCCCUAAACAGAGUAGCAGCUGACAUCAGCAAAAAUGACUGGCUCGAAAAACUACAGAUAUCAGGGUUUGUGCCACAGAAGAACACAGUCUGGGUGCUAGAAGGUAUCCUCUACUACCUCUCCCACACCCACGCCAUGCAAGUGCUGAAGAUCAUAGCUGACAAGUGUGCCCUUGCCCACACAGUUCUCUUGGCAGAUUUCAUGAAUAAACCAUCCACCACUCUAUCGAAUUCUAUCUUCCAUUUCUAUAGUGAUUGGCCGGAUCAUCUUUUGCCAUCCAUAGGAUUUUCCAAUGUAAAGCUUUCACAGAUUGGUGAUCCCGAUGCUCAUUUUGGUCUCCUAGAUAACCCAUUAAAUCUGUUCAACAAGCUUCGUAGCUUGCCAAGAUCAGUGCAGACCUAUCCUGAUGAUGGAAAACCUUGCUGUCGGUUGUAUUUGGUGCAGGCAUCUGGUUUGCCUGAUUAAACUAAUCAAUAGAAAGAAUCAAUUGGCCAUAUUGUAUAAA
This is a messenger RNA of Ricinus communis (castor bean), 1059 nucleotides long. RefSeq names its product putative S-adenosyl-L-methionine-dependent methyltransferase MMAR_1068. The coding region runs from base 24 to 1019 and encodes 331 amino acids. The record is from RefSeq and is a predicted model, not a curated record. Lineage: Eukaryota; Viridiplantae; Streptophyta; Magnoliopsida; Malpighiales; Euphorbiaceae. Gene Ontology annotation, molecular function: methyltransferase activity. The transcript is spliced from 2 exons. Gene Ontology annotation, biological process: methylation.